AUGAAUGAUGGUUUGAUAUAUUUAAUCGCUGUAUUUAGUGGAAUCAUAUUCUCUGUAUUCAAUAUCAUUACAAUCACUGUCAUACUCAUUGAUAGAAAAUUAAGAAGUUCUAUCACUAACCGUCCUAUUCUCAGUUUUCUUGUUGCAUCCACAAUUCAGGGACUUCUUCCAGCACCUUUAUAUGUUUAUAAAAGAUUGGUACAAUCGCAGCAUACAUCUGAAUGGGUUUGUGAUGUAUAUCGCCUUCUAUAUUUCUACUGUGGACAUAUGAUGAAAAUCAGCUUAGUUUUGGUUAGCAUCGAUCGAUUAUUAGCUGUCAAAUAUCCUUUCAAAUAUGACAAUUACAUCACGAAAGCAAGAACAACAAUAUUGAUAAUAUUCCUAUGCAUAGUUACUCUUUUUGUAGAUACUUUACCAUUUUACAUCAAUGUUGAGAGAACAGAUGAAUGUCAAUACGUCCCAGUACGUAUUUGGGGGCUUUUUGUUAUCUCUUUGUAUACUAUAUUACCAUUUUUUCUUAUUUUGAUUAACUACAUACAAAUAUGGCUUGUCGCCGCAAGAAUGGCCUUUAAAGAUAAGAGAUUGCGAGAACGUUUCCAUAACGAUGAAAAUGAAAAUGGUAGUGUGAUUAGAAACUACCGAGUUGACGAUGAGGAAGAAAAUGAAAUGGAUAAAGAUGAAGAUGAAGAAGUAAAAAUGCUGAAAGAUAGAAAGAAAAUAAAUUAUGGUUCGAUAAACAGUAUUAUUCACAUAAAGGCCAAUGUAAAGUUUGCCUUUGAAAUGAAAGCAACAAGGACAUCUUUAGCAUUGAUUGCUGUUUAUGUUUUCUGUUGGGGACCGCUUGGUGUAUUUUACAUGAUUGAUCAUUUUUGUUAUAACUGUUUAUCAGAUGACGAUGAUUUGAAAUUAACACGUGCUUUUGUUAAACUUUUAUCCUUUUCAUCAAGUAUUUUAGCACCUAUUGUGUAUUGUUGGUGGAAUAGAGAUUUUAAAAAAGCAGCACAAAGGUUAUGCGUACAGUAUUGUUGUUUAAAAGUAAAUAGGGAAAAGCAAAGAAGACAAUCGCCAUUGACGCAACAGACACAGCACUUAAUUGAGACGAAGGACACAUCAGUAACAUCCUUUAAUUGA
Messenger RNA from Hydractinia symbiolongicarpus, 1131 nucleotides. RefSeq names its product probable G-protein coupled receptor No18. Gene Ontology annotation, cellular component: membrane. The transcript has a single exon. NCBI's taxonomy places the organism in Eukaryota, Metazoa, Cnidaria, Hydrozoa, Anthoathecata, Hydractiniidae. Gene Ontology annotation, molecular function: G protein-coupled receptor activity. Gene Ontology annotation, biological process: G protein-coupled receptor signaling pathway. The record is from RefSeq and is a predicted model, not a curated record. The coding region runs from base 1 to 1131 and encodes 376 amino acids.